AAGGAGAGGGAAAAAUAAACUGUUAGAAUAUAAUAAUGGAGGAAGCAUGGUGAGAAAGCCCUCCGUCAUGUCACAUGCGAGCGCGGCGGCGUUGCCAAAGGGAGGCUCUAUUUUUAGGGGGAGGAAUGUACACAGAGGCCUCGUGGAAAGAGGACAUAACAACAAACAGUACGCAACACGCUCCUACAAAGAGACGGCCCCCCUGAGGAACACACAGCCACACAGCAUCAGCGCGAGAGAAAAGAGGAGGAAAGUAGAGGAAAAUGUCGGCACGCAUCUUCUGCUGAGAUCUUGCUUUGAAUACAGAGUGAGGCCCCAGAACACACAGAGAGAGAAAAGAGGAGGAACAGCAUGGACCGACAGGCAGUGGAAGUCUUCCACUACAAGGACAAAGAGCAGUCCUCCAGCCUGCUCCUGCAGCUCAACAGACUGAGGCAGGACAGAAUCCUGACAGACGUGUUACUGUGCUCAGAGAACACGGAGAUCCCGUGCCACCGAAACGUCCUGGUCUCCAGCAGCCCCUACUUCAGAGCCAUGUUCUGCCACAACUUCAUAGAGAGGCAGCAGACCAAGAUCCACUUGAAGGGGAUCACCUCCACCAUCCUCAGUAGUGUCAUUGACUAUGUUUACACUGGACUCAUUACCAUCAGCUUGGAUACUGUGCUGCCUCUGAUGCAGGCAGCAUCCAUGUUGCAAUACGGCCGCAUCUUUGAGGCCUGUUCCAGUUUCCUUCAGGAGCAGCUGAGCCCAGAUAACUGUCUGAGCAUGGUAAGACUCUCUGAGAUCCUGAAUUGCAACACCUUGAGAGUGAAGGCCAAGGAGAUAGCGAUGAAGAGCUUCUCCGACGUGUCAGCGUCUGAGGAUCUGUGUGAGCUCUCUUUACCAGAGCUCAUGGGUUACUUGGAGGAUGACAGCCUUUGUGCAGAGGAGGAGCAGGUCUUUGAGACACUUGUUGCUUGGAUCCACCACGAUCCUUAUUCUAGAAGAGGAGCCAUUAGUGAUCUUUUCAAGAAAGUUCGCCUUCGACACAUCCACCCCACAUACCUCUUCCAGUUCAUUGCCAAUGACCCUCUGAUCCAGUCCUCCAGCCUCUGUACUGAGCUCAUUGAAUCUGUCCGAAGACUAAUGUUUGCUGUCAACACAAAAUUAAUCGGAGAGACAGAGGUGAACUUCAAACCUCUUUGGGUGGCACCAAGGCGCUACACCUCCAAUGACAUGCUGGUGGUUGUGGGAGGGAGAAAGAACAAUGAGCAGACGUCGAGGGAGGCCCUGGUCUUCGAUGAGGAGAGCCAGAAGUGGCAGUGCCUCACCAAGCUGCCCAUUCGCCUGUAUAAGGCCUCGUAUGUUGCCCUCCACAGCGUCAUGUACGUUAUCGGAGGCCUGACCACAAACACAAAGCACGGCCAGGUCAGCCCGACCGUCUACACACUCUCCCUCAAGACCAACCAGUGGCGAACCGCAGAGCCCAUGGUGGAGCCACGCUUCGCCCACCGGAGUGUCUCUUAUCUGCACUUCAUCUUCGUCCUGGGAGGCCUUGGGCCCGACAGGCGGGUGACAGACAGCGUGGAGAGGUACAACAGCAUGUUCAACCAAUGGGAGACGGUGGCACCCAUGCCUGAGGCCGUGCUGCACCCAGCAGUGGCUGCUACCAACCAGAGGAUCUAUAUGUUUGGAGGAGAGGACGCCAUGCAGAGCCCGGUCAGAAUAAUACAAGUGUACCACAUUGCCAGGAACAUGUGGUCCAAGAUGGAGAACAGGACGGUGAAGAAUGUGUCUGCUCCAGCUGUCAUUAUGGACGAUAAGAUCUACAUCAUUGGAGGAUACACCAGGAGGAUGAUUGCGUAUGACACCAAGGCCAACCGGUUCAUCAAGUGUGCUAACCUGAAGGAGAGGAGGAUGCACCACUCUGCAACCGUGCUCAAUAACAGACUCUACAUCACAGGUGGACGCUACAUCAACGGCCAUGACAUCAUCGAGGACUCGGACGGCGUCGAUUGCUACGACCCGAAGACGGAAACUUGGACAUCUAAGGGGACUCUGCCGUAUAAAGUGUUUGACCACGGCUCCCUGACUCUGACAAGUGUCUCACAGACAUGGGCAAAAUCCUAGCUGGUGUUGGAUAUUUACUUUGAGUCCUUAUUUUAAUUUCAAUUAUAUGAAUUUGAGAAAAAAACCCAAUGACAUAUUGUUUUUAUAAACUGUAUUUCUCUAUGUUUUGAAUGAAUAUCCGAACAAAGUCUGCUGCGCAGCCUUUUAACCUGACUGACUUCAUGAAGAGGGAAUAAGUUAUUUUCAGUCUGCUCUGAAUCUAAAUCCUGAGAUAUCACUUGACACAUGUUUAAAUCUGUGUGGAAAGUUUGGUGUGAGUCAAAGCUCUGCUCAGCUGUUAGGUUUGAACCUGCUGACUUUGGAUCACUGUCUUGUUUCUUCUGUGUAAAAUAUUGAUUUAAAAAUGUAUAAUUUAUUGCAAUAACAACCAAAUAUUUAAUUCACUGAUGAAAUAGGCAAAGGGUAAAUAAAGGCUUUAGGCAUUGAGGGAACUAUUUCGGAUGUUCUUAGUUUGUGCAGUUUUCCCAUUGAUUUGGACCAAUAGAGGUCAUAUGAACAAUUUUCUGUAUCUUUACUGUUUACUGAAAUACUAAGAAGCUUUGGUAAUGAACCUGUGGCUGGAUGACUAGCCUCAAGUUCAGGAUUUAAUAAGUGAGUUUUCUUUUCUUAUAUUUUCUAUUGUUUUGUACUGUUUUUUUUCUGAAAAUAAAAUCUCGCUCUUUA
Molecule: messenger RNA, 2772 nt
Organism: Platichthys flesus (European flounder)
Lineage: Eukaryota; Metazoa; Chordata; Actinopteri; Pleuronectiformes; Pleuronectidae
Gene: klhl38b
Product: kelch-like family member 38b
Exons: 5
Coding region: 352-2109 (585 amino acids)
Molecular function (GO): protein binding
Source: RefSeq, a predicted model, not a curated record